Molecule: messenger RNA, 2717 nt
Organism: Dendronephthya gigantea
Lineage: Eukaryota; Metazoa; Cnidaria; Anthozoa; Malacalcyonacea; Nephtheidae
Product: dymeclin-like
Exons: 18
Coding region: 123-2147 (674 amino acids)
Biological process (GO): Golgi organization
Cellular component (GO): Golgi apparatus
Source: RefSeq, a predicted model, not a curated record
UCAUCGCUUUACGUAAGAAAAUAAUGGCCGCCCAAUGUUUUCAUCAGAAUGAAACCAUUUCGAAAUAAAAUUUUGCCAUUUUUGACUCAUUGAAAAGCGCUGUUGCCGUGAAAGACUCGGAAAUGGGAGCGAAGCCAUCUUCUAUAAAUGAACUAAAGGAAAACGUUCUUCUGAAGCGCCUUGUAGGAACCGAAAGUAUCGCGAAAGGGGGUCAAUUUUGGGAGGAACUGCUCGCGUUCAGUUUUGCAAAUAUAUACAGCAUAUCCGAUGCUAAAUUGCUGGAAAUAGCAACAGAACAACUCUGUUUAAAUCUAGCUCGGAACAAUUUACAAACUGGAAAUUUUAUCACGCUGGUUGAGUUGUGUCAGAGGAAAGUUGAAGAAUUGAGGAAAUGCGAUGGAAAGAUUGAUACUUCGUUGUGUUGGGAAGUGUUCAAUUGCUUGUUGUUGAUUCGAAGUUUUGUGAAAUAUUUCAUUGAACAUUCAAGAGAGGAGGAUUUGUUUGUUCAUUUUGGAGGAUUUACUUUGGCCCAGGCAUCAAAACUUCAAAGAGGAAAGCUGGCCGGUCAGGUCUCUCAAGAAAUUCAAAGAUCGCCUGACAAUAGUAAAUUUCAAGAGUGUGGUCUUCUGGAUGACUUUAUUGAUACAUUGGUUGAAAUACUAACAGAAAUUCCAUAUAGUGACGAAACAUAUGCUUUGUUGCUGGAGGCAAUAAACACGCUGAUCAUAUUCCUUUCUGUACAAAUGUUUGAUCCGGAUGCCUCCUCAAACAGUGUCAUCUAUCAAAUUGUCAUGAAUGGAAAGUGCUCAAAAAGAAGUGACAAGUUAGUGAUGAAACUCCUAAGACACUACAUCAAACAGCAACCUUUACCAGAUGAAUUGAAGUCUGUUCGCGGAAAAGGACUUAUAGGAACGUUAAUGUCGUGGUUUGGUAGCGAAGAAGAAACAGUGGAACAAGACGACGCAUUGCUUGCAAAUCAAAGUUUAUUGCUUCUUCUGAUCUUGGUAAAUCAUUGCACUCAAGAAAAGAAAUUAAAUCUAUAUCGCCUGGCAUUGUUUACGUUCACCAACUCGAAACCAAAAGGCGGCACCUCGUCCGAGGAUACCGAACAAGCGUCCUUUUAUAUGAAUGCUGGAGUACUUUACACCACUCUAUGCAGUCAACUGCACACAGAUCAAACGACAUUGCUGUUAUAUCUGUUGCUGCAUCGUAAUCCUACGAUAGCCUCGUAUCUUCUGUCGCGAACCGACAUCGAUAAUUUGGUCAUUCCUAUUUUAAAACUGUUGUAUACAGCCGAGGAGCAAAACUCGCAUCACAUUUAUAUGGCGUUGAUCGUUUUAUUAAUUUUGAGUCAAGACGAGAAUUUCAACAAAUCCGUACAUGAAGUGGUUUUACCAGAGGUUCCCUGGUUUACGGAUCGUGUUGUGAAUAACAUCACGUUAGGAGGAAUGCUUGUCCUGGUGGUCAUAAGAACGAUACAAUAUAAUAUGACUAAGAUGAGGGACAAAUACCUUCAUACGAAUUGUCUUGCAGCCUUGGCGAAUAUGUCGGCACAAUUCCAUGCCUUGCACCCGUACGUCACCCAACGACUUGUCAGCCUGUACGCAGUUUUGGCGAAAAAACAUGGCCGCGUGCAAGAGCAGAUCAAGCAGGCUGAGCAAAAUCCCCACCAGGUCAUGCAGGAAGAUUUUCCGCAAGAUUUUGUUUCCGACUUGGCAAUCCUUGAAGAAGUGAUUCGAAUGGUUCUGGAGAUAAUAAACUCGUGUCUUACAAACACGCUCCAUCAUAACCCGAAUCUUGUGUACACUUUACUGCACAGGCGAGAGUUGUUUGCACAGUUCAGGACACACCCGACGUUUCACGAUAUUAUUCAAAACAUCGACACGGUUCUGGCGUUCUUCAGUGCUCGUCUCGAGCAACAUCCGGAGCAGACGUUGUCAGUUCAGGUCGUACUGGAUGUUAUCAAACAGGGCACACUACAAUGGCCAAGAGAUAGACUCAAGAAAUUCCCUGAACUGAAGUUCAAAUAUGUGGAAGAGGAGCAACCGGAGGAAUUCUUUAUUCCUUACGUUUGGUCGCUGGUUUACAAAUCUGCUAAGUUAUACUGGAAUCCUGAACGAGUACAGCUUUUCCAUCCAGGAACAUAGCCGCCGGCUAAAUCUGUUGUUGUUUGCACUGACAAUGAACAGCUGCGGAUAACCAGAUUUAUAGUUUAUUCAUUGUGGAGCCCUUGACGACCGCUGAACACAUACUACUCAAUACUCCGGAGCUGUCACUUUUAUCUGCAAAAUGUUACGCAAAGCGCGCAAUAUAUGGUAAUUGGUCGCAAAUCAAUCAAUCACUAGAAUCCACCUGUGAAUUUCGACGGUCGAGAACCCUGCGAAUAGCGGUUUUACGCCGGCGAAGACAAAAUAUGUUUAGAAGCAAAAGACGUAGAAUGUUUGAUACUGAUAAGGACGAUAUACGGGAUUGUAAGAACUGGAACGUUUCCCACAACAUAAUAAUGUACAGGAAUUAGAAUGUAGAAAAUAUGGUCAUAUUUUGUAAGGAAAUAUAUUUUAACGACGUAGGAAAUUGCAAAAAUAACUGGGACAGGUUGUAUAAAACUCUUUAACUCCAUUUUGCAUAGUUAAAUUCUAGUUAACUCAGAAAUACACGAAUCGACUUGCAAAUUCUGUCCCUAACUACAGUAGAAAGUUAACUAGUCUUUUAAGUAU